UCCGAGGAGUAGUGUCUGACCUGACGAUAACCGGACAAUAAUGGUACACACUUUUACAUAUUUACCAGAUAAGAAAUUCCUUACUUUGGAGGAUCCUUCAAUGCAGCAUAUGCUCCGAAAAUGGUCCAUGCUAGGGCGGCUGUCCUGUCAGGCGUACGUCUUUGAUCAAGAGUUUAGUGGGUAUCAGCUGGAGCAAUUCACAGAGAACUUCAUCAAGAGCCCGGCGGUGGCGUCUUCCCUGGAGGUGUGGCGAGGACAUCACAAGGAGCCACUCGGGUACGGCGCACGGGUGGAGUGUGUGGAGGAAGUGCCUUGCUCCCUCACCUCCAUGGAUGUGUUCCGGCGGCUGUACGAGACUGAGGUGGUGAAAGACGACGGUGAGAUCGUCCGCUGCCCUGAACAAUAUCACCACGACCUUGUCCUCGACGACAACCUCAAGAAGGUUUUGGUGGAUGAGGGCGGGGAGCUGUGGGAUGUGUUGAAGGAAGCAGACCGUCAACAACUGCUGCUGAGACUCUUCCGUCUGGUGGCUCUGGGGGGUGAGUGCUGCCAGUUCGAGGAUAAUAUUCACCAAUACCUAGUCGUCACCAGGGCCCUCUAUAAAGACCUCGUCACACCCAUAAUUGAGAAUGGGCGCAUUGUUGUGAAGUCAAAGGCCGCCCAGAUAAGGGUGAAGGCGGCGUGUGGGGCGUGGGUCCCCGAGGAUCCUACUCACUCCCAAAACAUCCUCCUGUUGGUGGUUAACCCGCACGCUCACACCGUCCACGUCUUCCUGCACCAACAUGGCGUCGGGGACCUAGACUAACACGUUCCCGCUGCCAGUCUACCCCCACUUACCGUCUGUCAGUACUUAGAGAGACAGUCCGUAAUAUCUUUUGCUGCUGGAGCACAUUGAGUUCUCAAAGGAGUGUAUUAGAAACAAAUUGCCAAAGCUAAAGGUUCAUGCAAGCCCUGGCUCUGACAGCGUGAAUCCCAUAGUGUUAAGAGAGUUGCGCAAAUAACUACCUGGGCCCCUUAACAUCCUGUUCUGCAGAUGCAUGGACGAGUAAAAGAUCCCCAACGACUGAAAAAUUAUAUAUGUUUGUGCAAUAUUCAAACAGGGAGAUCGUCCCUCCACAAAUGAUUAUGGGCCGAUGAGCUUGACCAGCAUAGUGUGUAAAGUACUAGAGAACAUUAUACGAGAUGCUGUGAUGGAUGUAACCUCUAAGCUUUUGUUCUUUAAUUAUCUAUUUAUUACUGUUUAAUUCUGAAAUCCACUUUUCUAUUUAUUUUUAUUCCUUCCUUCUAUCGUAGAGAGAGGGAGACAGAAGAAGGAGGACGUAUGUAGGAGAGGGAGGAAUGAGGGGAGCGAAGGAGGUGGGGGAUACCUGCAGUUAGUUUCCCCCCAAGGGUUCCCUGUCCUCCUUCCCUGGUAACUGAAGAGGGAGGGAAGAAAGAGAGGAAUAAUAACGGAAGGGGUGGAGGAAUCUAUGAUAAUUGGUGCACUAAUCAUUAAUUCAUUACAUCACACAGAUGGUAGGAAUGGAAGAUGUGUAAGAGGGAGGUUACUUCUCACUGAGAAUAAGUAGUAAUUGUUAGUCCUUCCUCUGACUGACUUACCACAUAAUCAUGAAUGCACUUAUAAAUACAGUACUGUCUUUCAACAGUCAGGUUCCUAUUCACAUAUGUUCACUUGUUUAUAAUUAGUCAAUGGGUAUUUUCACUUACUUUAUUUAAGUCAAACUUUGCUCAAUACAAAGGGAGAGAUUGAUACUCUUAUAACCUUUCUCCAUUUAUUUAAAACGGAAUUAAAAGUGACACAGUCACUGAAAUCUUACAUUGAUUGAUAAAGAGAUCACAUACUGUACAUAGACAGUGCAGGUAUAUACUGCAUAGAAAGAGUGCAGGUAUACAAACACUGUGCAGGUAUAUACAGUCCCUUUCACUUGUGUGUUUCCAGGGGCACGUCAGGUUUUGUGCAGUGUGGCAGCCCUGUGUUUGUUUAUAUUCAACAGAAGGAAACCCACAAUAGUAAACAUUCUAUGGAAUUAAAUUAAAACAAAUGUCACAGUAAAUGAUUGGUGGAAUGUUUAUAUGAGGAGCCCCUGUAAAUGCACUAGUGAAGGGGACUGUAUAUAGGGCAGAUAUAGACAGGUAUACUUACAAUGGUAAACAAUAAGCCAUUUUGACCAAGAAUAGCUCAACAGCCACCAUAUGUAUCGAUAAACAACUAAUGAAGAAGAAGGAUAAUAUUGAAAGUGAGUGAUAUAUAUGUUGGGCUGAAAGACCGAAUUCGCUCACUGAGCGAAAAAACAACAACAAUGUGUUCUGGACAAAAUAUUAUUACCAGAAAGCUAAAUUCGCAUUUUGGGCUCCUACAAAACAGCCACAGGGUGUUAUGGAAGGUCUCAAUAUUCCAGAACACGAAUUAAUUUUAGUAUCGUUUUGUGGGUAUCAAGUUUUUGUCCACAAUGCGAUCAAGGUUAUUUUAGGUUAAGUUCAGAUAGCGUUCUAGCAAGAUAAUUAUUGCCACAUCUUGUUGUGGACAAAAAACUUGAAACCUGUCGAGUCAAAAAUAUCAUGUAAUUCAAAUAUUUCCAACCUGACAUCUACAGUUUUCAUACUAGAUAUCACAGUGUCACAGAAGGAAUCUUAGUGUGUUAUGUUCAUGACUACAGGGUAGAGAGUGAGAGAGCUGCUGGUAAAGGGGUCAGUUGCCAGAUCUUUGCUACACUACAUGUAAAUAUAGAACUGAGUACACUGUACACAAAGCCUGCUGUGAACUUAACCUUUGACUUCACUCCACAGAAGGUGAAACUAUCCUGGUUAUAAGUACAGUGGAAAUAUGAUUGGAAAUAGAUGAUGGAAUUAUUGAGAGGGACACCCUCAUCUCUCUCAUGAUAAUGACAACAUGCCUAAUGGAACGACAUGGAAAAUGUUCCCUAAUAUGUAUUUGUGCUUGUGUAUGUCAUUAUGUAUAUUUCUGCAUUAGAAUGUUUGUGUACAGAUGUGUACAUACAGUUUAUAUAUUGAAGUGUUGAUUUAAAGACGCAUCUGUACCGAAAUAAGAACUGUGCGUCUUAAUAAAAAAAAAAAAAAUGUAAAUCAAUUAUGAAACUUAAAUUUCCAUAGUGUGUAUAUAAAACUGACAGGUGGGGUGGGCAUAAUUGUCUCUUAACAGCAACUGAGAAGGGACUCCUGGAGGCUAGAUAGUGGUGUGUUUAUCGCCCCGUACUGUAUGUACGUACUACAUCCGCUCCCCCCAUGAUAUAGAUAUAGAUAUAG
Homarus americanus (American lobster) is the source of this 3264-nucleotide messenger RNA. RefSeq names its product cilia- and flagella-associated protein 300-like. The transcript has 6 exons. The record is from RefSeq and is a predicted model, not a curated record. Bases 41 to 805 code for a protein of 254 amino acids. Lineage: Eukaryota; Metazoa; Arthropoda; Malacostraca; Decapoda; Nephropidae.